Messenger RNA from Cydia strobilella, 1708 nucleotides. RefSeq names its product luciferin 4-monooxygenase-like. The transcript is spliced from 11 exons. The coding region runs from base 1 to 1695 and encodes 564 amino acids. NCBI's taxonomy places the organism in Eukaryota, Metazoa, Arthropoda, Insecta, Lepidoptera, Tortricidae. Gene Ontology annotation, biological process: long-chain fatty acid metabolic process; fatty-acyl-CoA biosynthetic process. Gene Ontology annotation, molecular function: long-chain fatty acid-CoA ligase activity. The record is from RefSeq and is a predicted model, not a curated record.
AUGCAGUUAGUAAAAGGAAAUGCAUCAAGUGAUGAAGUGACCGGCGAUGCUUACCAUCUUGGAAAUUUGGUUUUGGAUUACUUCAACACACCAGGAGAUCAUAUUGACGCCGGAACUGGCAAAGUUGAGAUGAAAUCAUCGGUGAAGUCCCGUUCACUACAGUUGGCCAGAUGUCUGAGGAACGCGGGUCUAAAGCCUGGCGAUGUGGUUGCGGUGUCGGGGGUUAACCACCUUAACGCACACAUUCCUUUUUACGCUGGAUACUUAAACGGACUGCCAAUAACUGGAAUUGACCCUUUCUACUUAUAUGAGGAGGUAAAGGUAGUGUUAAAGAUAACAAAGCCAAAACUGGCUUUUUGCGAAGCUUCUAGCUUGGUUGACUACGAGAGGGCAGCUAGGGACCUCGGGUUGGAUACUAGGAUAGUGACAUUUGGGGACGGCGACCAAUCUUACGCAAAUUUUAGUCGUUUCAGAGUGGCGAAGUUCGACACUCACAAGGUGUACGCGUGGCUCGUCAGCACGAGUGGCACCACCGGCUUGCCCAAGGUCGCGGCCAUCAAGCACUCUGAAGUUAUCAAGGUCGUGAAAUUAGGCUCACUUAUAAAAGGAAAAGAAAUGGUUCCUGUGUUGAACCCGUCAAGCGUACACUGGGUAUCGUCUUACGUAGCCACACUGUGUCACAUCUCUAGCAACCAAUACAACGUGCAAACAUCGUCACCUCAAACCGUCGAACAUAUGAUUGACAUUAUUAACAAAUACAAGCCUACGAUGGUCUGUUCAAGCCCACUGCUAUUCGUCAACAUUAUGAGACACGAGAAAUACUGCGACCUUACGUGCUUCAAGAAAAUCGUUAUCACCGGGUUCACUAUGAACCCUGAAAUUGUUAAGCAGCUGAAGGCAAGGUUGGAAGGCAAGGUGGGACCUGAAGGCGUCGUAUGGAACCUUAUGGGGCAGACCGAGUGUGUGGGUUCUAUUCUGAUGCCAGCGCCCGACGGCCCCCCGGGCAAUUGUGGCUUUGAGCUGCCGUCGGUGGUACCAGUACAAUUGGUGGAUCUGAAAACUGGCGAAGUUAUCACUGAACCAAAUAGGACGGGAGAACUGUGGACCAAGGGUCCAAGGUUUACGGAAUACUAUAAUAACCCAGAAGCUACGGCGGCCGCGUUUUCUCCCGAUGGCUGGUACAAAACCGGGGAUCUGCUGUACAGGGACGAAAACGGAUUCUUCUUCUUCAUAGAGCGCAUGACCAGCUCGUUCAGAUAUCGCAACUAUUUCGUCACGCCCUUAGAGCUGGAGGAGUUGAUACAGGAGCACCCAGGCGUGCUGGACGUUUGUGUGGUUGGCGUGCCGCACCCUGAGGACGGCAAGCAGGCGGUCGCGUGUGUCCAGACACACCCCGGUUUCACUCUGACAGAGCAAGAUGUUAAAGAUAUCGUUGCUGGUAAGUAUCACUUUAACAAUCAGGCCAGUAAACUAUCCGCCCCCAAGCACAUACACGGCGGCGUCAUUUUCGUGGAAGACUUCCCCAGAACGGUUGCUGGUAAAAUAGCCAGAGGAAAAGUUUACGAUUUUGUCCUUGAAGUCCGAAAAGCAGUUUCGGAGUACCCCUGCUCCGGGAACACGAAGAAGUUAAUUAGCUCCUUCCAGCGGCUUUUUGACACGAACAACCUUAGAAUUGUUUCAACGGGGAGACACUGAUUGUCUUGUAGAU